Molecule: messenger RNA, 5323 nt
Organism: Colletes gigas
Lineage: Eukaryota; Metazoa; Arthropoda; Insecta; Hymenoptera; Colletidae
Product: beta-1,4-glucuronyltransferase 1
Exons: 6
Coding region: 712-2235 (507 amino acids)
Source: RefSeq, a predicted model, not a curated record
CAGCGCAGUUAAGUUGAGUCGGAGGAAGGUGAUAUUUCGGAGCACGCUCUCUGGCCCCUUUCUCUUUGGCACGAUGUCACGCUCUUAACUCGAGAUUUUUGAGUCGCAUCGUUAGCAACGGACCGUGACACGCGCGUAUGACCCGUCCGUAUCCGUCUACCUCUACAUGGUUUUGUGUCUCUCCCUCACGGAGCGGGUUGAAAACUCGGCAGCUUUGCGGGGUAUAUUCUCGAAGUGGUGGAGAGACCUCGUGAGCAGCGGGUCGUGCGAUAGAAUAUACGCGAAUUCGAACGAGUAUCGUUGCACGGCCAAAAAACGUCCACCGGUGAAAGAGACGUGGAACUCGAGCGUUCGUUGUCGCGAUGCACGUUGUCUCGUGGUUUUUGUGACUGGACGUGACCGGGAUAUUUCGUGGUGCGUGUGCAGUGGAAGCUGCGAAGGACUGAUCAAGGCGAAAGGGUCGAAAAAUCAAGUACGACAUUUUUCUGGAAUCCAGAACCACGGAGAUGUCACGCUGAAGCGACUUAAGGUUGCAGUCGGAAGGGGGAGGUUGUGGAUCCUUGGAACGAUGUACAGAUCCUGAUCGCGGAGCGUCCCGGGCCCCGCAGGGGUGGAGAUACGGUGGAACAGAUCACCGAGGACACCGGUGUGGAUCACCGCGGGUCGACGGAGCCGCGGUAGCUAGAGCGCGGACCUGGGGGAGGCUGGAGAAUGAGCAUGUUCAGCAUACUGCGUAGAAAUUGGGCACUUCGCGUGUCGGUAGUGCUCAACAUCUGCGUGUUGCUCUACGUGUGCGCCCACUUCGGCUCCUCCGGGCCCUGGAUCGAGGAACCGCCGACGAACUGGGCGGCGCCGUUGCAAUCGGAGACCUUCAGCACCGUGGAUCUCGUCAACGGCACGCAGAAGGGCGCCGCGUCGUCGUCGGUCGUGCCCGCUACCAAGGAUGCAGGCAGCAAGGGUUCCCGUGGCGGUAACGUGACCAAACUGGCCAGGGCGAGGCUCCUCACCACGAAACCGACCCUCAACAACGAGGCCAAGGUCGAGACUGUGGACAAGACGGAUCAGCGACGCAAUCAGACGGUGAAAAACGAGGCGCCGAUCGUCCGGCCGACGAUGAGCCUGAAGGAGGCCGUGCUUUGCAACGAGAAGUCGUCGGAGCCUAGAAGAGCACAGCGGGGCGACUACUGGGUCCUCUACAAUUACGUGCCGAUGAGCAUGGCGGUGAGAUGCUGGGAAAGCGUGACGUACACCACGCACGCGGACUACACGUUCCUGGACAAUCUGGAACCUCUGCUGGAGCGAUGGAGGGCACCGAUAUCGAUUGCGAUGCAUGCCCCUGGCACAGACUUCCCGGCGACCCUCGACGCCAUCAAGUACUCGAGAAACUGUGGCAGUCCGCUGGUCUCCCAGCUGGUCACCUUCCACGUAUUCUUCAGCAGCAAACACGUGCCAAAAGUGGUACCGCCAUCGGAGAAAGUAAUGUCUGGUACGUACAAUUGCACGCUGGGGCCGCCGUGGAUCAACGUCACGCUUUCAAAGAUGUAUAAAAAUGAGAAAAAGUUGCUCUAUCCCGUGAACGUCGGGAGAAACAUAGCGCGAGAGUCUGCGCCGACGUUCUACGUGUUCGCCAGCGACAUCGAGCUGUAUCCAAGUCCAAAUUUGCCUGCAAAGUUCCUCAAUAUGAUUAGGAGAAAGGAUCAGCCGGCCCUUUACAAGCCUAAUCCGAAAGUUUUUGUACUGUCUAUCUUCGAAGUGGACGAGAAGAAUCAACCACCGAACAACAAGACGCAUUUGAUUCAAAUGCUGAAGGCUGGCACGGCUAUUCCUUUCCACAAGAAAUUGUGCUCCGGUUGCCACAAUGUUCCUCGAAGCAAAGAAUGGCAAGAGACACCGGAGACUGAAGAUCUCCACGUGUUUCACGUGGGCAAAAGGAUCGGAAGUUUCGUUCACUGGGAACCGAUUUUCAUCGGGACCAAUAAUGACCCUUUGUACGACGAGAGGCUCAGUUGGGAAGGAAAGAGCGACAAAAUGACACAGGGCUACGCGCUGUGCGUCCUCGACUAUGACUUCCUGAUACUGGACAACUCGUUCCUGGUCCAUCGUCCUGGCAUAAAGAUCUUCAAGAAGGACGCGCAUCGGGAGAUGCUCACCGCAAAGACGAACGCGCUGAUCAAGAAGAUAAUCAUACCGGAAUUGAAAAUCCUUUACGGAACACGUAAGGGCUGUGCCGUGUAGCCCGUGGAGAUUCGAGCGCGUCGCGUGCUCCACAGGUGUCCUCCUGUCAAGUGGCAGCAUCCGAGAUCAUCCUUGACAUCUAGAAUGUUUCAGACGCGGCAAAAGAUCAAUGGAACUCGCGAGGUUCGCCCGGUCGCGCUUGGCCCCGAAAAUCCGAAGAACGUAUAUUGUGAUUCGUAGUUGUCCUAAAACGAAUGCCAAUCGAACGGUGCCGAAAGUAUAGAUCGUUAGGUUGCGGAGGGACGACCUCCUUCGAGCAAAUUUCUCCUGUAAUCGUUGGUUCCUGCACCGUGUUUAACGCGUCGCUCCAUUGUUUCUCGUACGCUGAAUUCUGUGCAACGCGAAACGGCGACAGCAAAAAAAAAACAGAAGGGAAUAGUGACCGGAACUGACCGGCCCCGACGAUAGGAGUGUUAGAAAUGUUUCUCGCGAUGAUCGUACGAUUCUCUCCGGCUACGAAAAGAACCUUAUUAUACAUAUUUUUCACCCGAAACGUGUUAGGAAGUAUAAUUGUACAUAUUAGCAUUUAAAAUGGUGCCUCGUGUAUAACUGUUACAGGGAUGGGCUAAACAUAUUACAAUAAUGCACGGUUAAAUUUCAUGGUGGGGUAUUUUUUUAUAAAACUGAACUCGAACAUUGGCAAAGAAGAAGAAUAGUUACAGGGAACGAGUAAGUAUAGCAUGUCGAGAACUCGACAUAAUGCUGGAGGAUGAGCGGGGAUAGGUUCUUGGAAAUUUAGCUGUGCACCACUGUACGACGAAGACAUUAUUUACGUGCAGCCUGUUUGUCCAUUACCUACCGAGAUAUCGCUUUGAGUCUUGCACUAAGUUUGAUUAAUUGCUAGCUACUAAUAGUAACGUUAUUUUUAUCUAUUUUGCAACUUAAUAAUACAUAACACGUCAUUAGUAUGUUAAUUUAUUUAGAGAACCUACAGUUACUCAAACUCUGUGCCGAAAGUCACGCCUCGGUAGAAUUGGAAUUUAAUGUAUUCACGUGUUGUACUCGGUAUUGUGCAUUUAUACAAAGCGAUUCGUUUGACUGAAAAUGUCUGGAACCAUUCUCUGAAGUAUUCCUCAUUAAACGGAUACCGAGUACAAAAUAGUGUACAGGAGUAUUUAAUGCAGUAUGAAUGAAUACAAUAUUUGUUGUUCGUCACUUGUUCCAAGCACUGAAUGCAUGUAUUCGGUAUUUUAAAUGUAUUUCAGUUACAGAAUGAUUGGAACGUGCCCAUUCCUGUCUCUGACUAUUUACAAGGUUUUUGUAGUUUUUAGCGAUCGUGUGCAUUUUAUCUCAUUCCACGUUUUCUCCGACCGUUGCUCUUUUUGCAAACAAAAAGAGGAAACAGAACUCGCAUUAGUAUGCAAGCAUGUGUGCAAAGGUACGCCAAAAUGGUGAGCUGCUCAAAGUAAUUACAAUUAAAUAAAACCAACAUCUGGAAUGAGAGGAAAUACGGUACGUUCUACAACCUAGUAUUUGUAUUGAACGUUUCGUUCGUACGAGUGGCUGUCCAAACAUUUCUCGUUCGAGUACGCGGUCCUCUGAUUAAUUUCAGCGGUAUAUAUUACAGUAAACACAAAUUCUACAUUUCAAUCAAUAAUUUUUGGUUCCUCUAAUUUUAUAGGAAUUUAUUUCUAGUACCCUACGCAAUAAGGUAUCUUAAACUCAGACCAGAAUACCAUUCGUUGUUUACCUCACUGUUCGCUUCUUAUUUUCGAGUUUUAAAAGCACGAUUCCACACUAAUUGCAAUUUAAUCCUUAAUCAUAUUAUGUAUCUUAAUUAAAACGAUACGAAACCAAAUGCACGCAUAAGUACUGAAAAACUUACGUUAAGCGUGAACGUAAAGGUUUUGCGAGACGAGCAUUGCAACAGUUAAGUUACACGCAGAAUUUUCUUCGAUUUGUCCAGGUCUUAAAAUUCGUUGAUACGAUUUCGUUCUUCGACGAAAAUAAUGAAGGAAAAUCAAACACAAAACUAACCAGGAAUCAAGAAACACUUUACUCUCCAAGACUGAGGAACACGUUUGAUAACAAUUUACUAGGACAGUUAUCCUAAAAGCUUUCGAUUAAUAAACGUCAAGUCAUUAGUUAUUUAAUGAUCUUUUAAUUAGUGUAACUCGUUAAGGCUAACACAUUUCUUUAUAUACUUUAUUUUAUUUCUGUCAAAGAGAAUUGGUGCUUCCAGUGAUAGUAAUCGGUGAUCGAUAAAGAAACGUUGAUUUUUUUGAUCGUCGUAUAGAAAUUCAACUAUUCUUUGCAAUGUAUAAAUUAUUGCAAUGAAUCUAAUUGAGAACAGCAUAAUUAUUUCUUUUAUUGUGUCUUGCGAAAUCUUCGCAAGAUAAAAGUAUUCCAUAACUCUGUAAAUAUUAUGUGCUAAUACUUUUCCUCGAUAAUUAGUAAAAAAGAAUUCGUGUAAAACACAUUUAAAGAUUGGUGAGCUAAAAAAUUUAUUACGCAAAUGCAAUUUCGCGUAUCAUUAUACGAUCAACUUGAGAAUUAUUCUCGGAUCUUAAACUGUGUAUGCAUGAAUGUGUGCGUGUGUGUAUAUACAUAUACAUAUAUAUAUAUAUACACCUUUAACUAUAUAAGUACAUAAAUAUAAUAUAACUGUUACUAUUUUACACGGAUUAAUUAGGAAAUAAAUGUGAGUUUUGACGUUUUAAAAUAAUAAACGUACUGUCUUGGGAUGUUCGACGCAAGAAACUUUUUUGCAUUUAUUUUAGUUUUCUGGUGAAAUCAGAAAAGAGGUGCACAUGAUUUUAUCUUGUUGUAUCUUCAAACAAUAAAGUGAAUAAAAUUUACCUUGGAAAAGCUGAUCAGUUUUGAUCAUAUUAGCGAGUACAGUAUUAAAAAAAUAAAGACGUUGAACAAAUCAUGACAGUAAAUGAGUGAGAUAACAAAAAAGUGUGAUUCCAUCGCUAAGAGUACUCUUGGAAUUGAAGAAAAAAAAUCGUGUCAUCAUUUUUCGUGACACAUAAUCAGACAUCCAUUUAUAAAAUGGAAUUCCCCGUGGGAUGCACCGGAUUUCAAUUUCUCAAAAAAUUAAUCGACUUCUUUUAGUUACAAGUACUCUCGGUGAUGCGACUUCAAU